This is a messenger RNA of Rhizophagus irregularis DAOM 181602=DAOM 197198, 939 nucleotides long. RefSeq lists its product as uncharacterized. The record is from RefSeq and is a predicted model, not a curated record. Lineage: Eukaryota; Fungi; Glomeromycota; Glomeromycetes; Glomerales; Glomeraceae.
AUGUCUAGUCAAAAUCAUCGUUUACAUUAUAUUCCUGGUGUGUGGUUAGCGAAGGAGACUCUAAAAAAUUUAAAGAAACUACUUAAACCACAUCCAAAAAUAAAAGACGAACCACUAAGUGAAAGCAGUUUUCCUUGUAAGAUUGGCUCAAAAAUAACUGCAGAAGAGUACAAUAAUUUUCUUCAACGUAAAGAAUCUUCUGGGUACAAAUACGAACAUAGAACUAAUGGUGACGUGUAUGUGAUCGAUAUGAGCGACCCAGAACAUAAUGCUGUUGUCGAGUUGCUCCAAGACUAUUUUAACAUUGCAAAUGGCGGAGUCAUUCUUAACAAACCAAUAAGUGUAUCCGGUGAUGGAUUCCAUUUUAAUCCUACUGUAAUGGGACAAUUCAUAGCUUCGGAUGUUAUGGUUAAACCAAAUGGGAAUCAUGUCCAACAACCUAUUGUUCCAUACCCUGGCCCUCCUCCUGGAGAUAAAAAUGGGAAUCCACAUGCUCGAAUUAUUUGUGAAGUAGCCAAUACACAAAGUAUUGGUAACUUGAGAAAUAAAUGCCAAAAUUGGCUAAAUCAAGUUUAUGUAAGAUAUGUACUUGGUAUUAAAUUUCAUGAAAAAAGGACAACGCGGGAUCUGCAAGGACGUUUCUACAGAUCAAUGACAGCGAUGUUAUUUCAGCAAGGAGUACCUGGAUAUUUAACGUGGGAUUUCGGUACUCACCAAUUAGGACAUCCAACAGACAAUGCUCACCUCUCUGGUUGUAAUGCUCCUAAUAUCCCCGCAUUUCAAAUAAUUAUCCCAGUAAAUGCAGUUUUCUGGGACCCGCCGACGAUUCCUGCUGCUGCUGGAUAUGUCCCCAUUGUUCCCCCAACAGUUACUCUUGGUAACUUUACUAUUGACCUAUUUCAAAUUCAACAGGUAGUCUUGAACCAACAAGAAAAUUAA